Messenger RNA from Tetrahymena thermophila SB210, 222 nucleotides. RefSeq lists its product as hypothetical. NCBI's taxonomy places the organism in Eukaryota, Ciliophora, Oligohymenophorea, Hymenostomatida, Tetrahymenidae. The transcript has 3 exons. The record is from RefSeq and is a predicted model, not a curated record.
AUGCGUACAGCUAUUAUAGCAUAAUUGAAUUAUGAACACUUCUAUCAGCUAAAAGUUAAUAGCGAGCUUAAAUUAGAACACAGUCUUAAAUUAGAAUCAGCUUAAGAUAGAGUAUUUACGACAGACAAACAAACAAAAAAGAGCAUUUCUGAUUUCUUAAACUGUGUUGCCAGAAUCUAACAAAUACUAUGUGGCUCAUCACUUUUUAAAAGCAAAACAUGA